Messenger RNA from Conger conger (European conger), 3742 nucleotides. RefSeq names its product spartin-like. The record is from RefSeq and is a predicted model, not a curated record. NCBI's taxonomy places the organism in Eukaryota, Metazoa, Chordata, Actinopteri, Anguilliformes, Congridae. Gene Ontology annotation, cellular component: plasma membrane. Gene Ontology annotation, biological process: cell division; negative regulation of BMP signaling pathway. The transcript is spliced from 8 exons. The coding region runs from base 312 to 2072 and encodes 586 amino acids.
GCGCAUGAUUCAGUGUAGCAUAGCUAGCCUGCUAAUCAUAUGAAAUAUGCCAGUGUGAGUUUUUGGUCAGACAUCUGUCUUUGGGUUUACUGUACCAAUGUAAAUAUUGUCUGGCAUUAAUUUUACGCGGUAUGUAAAUUACAUUUACUGGAACGUUUGCUCGCGAAUAAGUUCUUGUUUGUUGUGUAGUUAGCAAGACAUACCAACUAGUAAGUGACAGUUAUCACGUGACCGUUCUCCCUGUGCAGGUUUUCAUCAGGUAAGGUUAGUUUUGCUCGCCGAGGAAGUCAGUAGCUUGCUAGGUGACUGGCAUGGAGACAGGCAACCAGGAGGCGUUUGAUAAAGCCAGGCUGCAGGCGAUAAAGGACGGGUAUAAGAAGGCAUUUGAGUGCAUAAACCAGGGUUUGUGUGAGGAUGAGGCAGGCCGCAGGGACCGGGCUCUGGAGCUGUACAGGCAGGGGAGGCAGCAUCUGCUGCGGGCGAUCAGCGUCCCCUCCCAAGGGGAGGAGUGCGUGGGCGGGGCCUGGGACUCUGCCCGGCAGAUGCAGCACAAGAUGCAGGAGACCCUGAACAACAUCAGCACCCGCCUGGCCGCUCUGGAAACCUCCACCGAGCUCGGCGCCCAGGGCCUCUACCCGAAACUCCCACCCAAAGAGAGACCAGACAGGCCAGCUCCACCCAGGGGUGUCCUGUCCAACGGGCAGGAGGUUGGAGUGGCGGACAGGGCGUCUCCAGGCAACCAGGUGGUUCGGUCGGGCGUCUCCGCCGAGCUUCCCCCCGCGUACUCGCCCCAGGCGGCUGAGGGCCACGUCAGCCUGUCGUACGGCACAGACUCCGGCGAGAUGUCCCUGGUGGGGGACGAGUUCUACGCCCGGCGCUCGGACUCCGGCACCUCCCUGCAGAAUCUGGGGGAGGACGGAGAGGAGCUGCUCCUGCUGCCCCACGGCGUGCAGAUAUUCUACGUUACCCCCGACGGGCAGGUCAGCGCCCCCUCCUACCCCGGCUGCCUGCGCAUCGUCAAAUUUACCAAUGAGAGCUCAGCCAGCGCCCCCAACAGGCCACCUGCCUUCCUCCAGGUGUGUGACUGGCUGUACCCCCUGAUGUUCACUGACUCGCCUGUGUUGCUAUGCAACACGGGGGUGUUCAUGUUUCCCGACAUGAUGGCCCCCACGCCGGGCUCCUAUGUGGGGGUUGUGCUGUCCUCUGAACUGCCUGCCUCAGACCGAGAGCUGUUCAGGGACCUCCUCUCUCAGCUCACAGAUCUCCGAGUGCAGGCUCCAGACGUAGCCGGGGACAGCAUGAACCUGAGCCAGAAGGUCCCCCUGGUGCCCCCCCCGGAGCUGACCCCCCCAGUGGAGGGGGAGAAGCCCCUCCCGGAGUGGAGUGAGAAGGUGGCCCAUGGCAUCCUGUCAGGGGCGUCGUGGCUGAGUUGGGGCCUGGUGAAAGGGGCGGAGUAUACGGGCAAGGCCAUUCACAAGGGAGCGUCUAAACUGCGGGAGCACAUGACCCCCGAGGACACGCCCGCCACCGUCAGCCCCGGCGUCACCAAAGGCCUACAGGUCGCCAAGCGAGCCACUGGGGGCGCUGUGCGCGUCAGCCAGUUCCUGGUGGAUGGCGUGUGUGCCGUGGCGGGGCGUGUGGGGAAGCACCUGGCGCCUCAUGUGAAGAAGCACGGGGGCAAGCUGAUCCCAGAGUCCCUGAAGAAGGACAAGGAUGGGCGCUCCAAUGUGGACGGUGCCAUGGUGGUCGCAGCCAGCGGCCUGCAAGGAUUCGCGACCACGUGGACCAGCUUGGAGGUGGCGGCGAAGAACAUCGCCAAGAGUGUGGCCACGGAGACCGUGAGCACAGUGAAACACAAGUACGGGGCGGCAGCGGGCCAGGCCACCGACAGCGCUGUGAACUCUGCCAUCAACAUGGGGGUGACCGCCUUCAACAUCGACAACCUGGGCCUGAAAGCCGUGGUGAAGAGGACAGGCAAGGAGACGGCCCACGCCAUCCUGGAGGACUACAAGAUCCAGGAGCCCCCUGCAGAGGAGAAGCCCCAUGGGAAGGACUACAAAGAGCCCAGAUGAACUGUCAUAGAGUUUAACAGGGCAGUUCACCAAAAAAUUUUGAGUAUGUUUUCACUUACCCCAGAGUACUAUCUAACAUCCAGAUAGUUUUGCUGAGAUUUUUGAGAUUUGAUUUUUUGAGUUUUUGGAUACAGUUCACCAUGAUAUAAUGGACCUCUAUGGGUCUCAUAUUUCCUGCUCAUGUGCUGACAAUUUCCAUUAGAAACACUGAACAGGAACGUAUCUUUCCAAAUAUACUGACAUAAUUACUCACAGACAUCAACAGAGCACUAAUCCAAAAAAUUAUUUGCAUCUCAGCAAAACUAUAUGGAUGGUUAGAUAGUACUCUGGGUAAGUGAACACAUUCCAUUUUUGGGUGAACUGCCGAUUUAACUCUUUCUCCGUAGAGCCUUAAUAUAUUUGUCUGUUACUAUAAACACUAUUUAUAUUUAAAUGCUUUAUAUUUUAUUAUUAAUACUGUAUGCAAUGUCUGCCAGUCAGGUUAUAUUAUUUAAAGAAAAAUGUCUUGUUAGGGUUUGAUAUCUGAUAAGCACUUUAACCUUCAAUGUAUUGUUUUUCUAACUAGAAGAUGAGCAUUGAUGGAUAGAUAGGCUUUAAAGAUUGGGUUGAAGUGUGUUAGUUGAACUAGUGUGCAUUUUUAUGUCUCAACUGGACUGGUCAGCUUCCUGCUCAGAAAUGUUAAAAAUGGUCAGAAAUUUCCAAUCUAGAAAUACGGUUUACUUUUAUGUAAUAUUGACCAUGGUUUCAAGACAGAAUUGUCUUCUUUCUUUUUUUCUUUCUUUUUUUCAAAGUCUAAAGGAGUUUUAUCACUAUUAAACACUGGAGUCUGCCUGCUAGUUUUUGGGAAGUAUUCUCUUGUUUCUGGAGUUUCUACAGCUUUUAAAACUGUUUUUUCAUGUAGACCAAAGCUAGCACAUUCAACAUAUCAGUAUUUCCUUUUAACAUUGUUCUGGGUAGGUGGUGACCUAAAUAGUUGAGUAGCUGUGCUAAACAAUAUGUUAUAAUUUUACUUCUGUCCAGUCAACUGCUUGCCUAAGGCAGAAAAUAUGUUUUGGGGCUUUGGUUGUUGAUCCACUUCUAUGCAUUUUUUUUCUUUGCAGUCCUAUUAUGGAACUAGUUUUUCCACUAUUUCCUGGCAGAUUCUUUCAGCCUGAACAACUCUGGUAUCUGGUGAAUAUACUGUAUGUUGCUGAAGGGCAGUCUUCUGUUGAGCAUUUUCCAGCGUUCAUGCCUUUUACACAAUUCAACGAGGCGUUGGUUUUUGCCAGGAUAUAUUUAUAUAUAUAAUGCCUUUUUAAAUUGGAGUUGGUGCGGGUGGGGACAGCAAGUGACUUCGCCACCCAGGAUAAUUUUUUUUUUUAUCUGUUUUUGUUCAGCUUACAGCGGUGCUUAGCGAUAACUCGGGUACAGAGGGGUUUUUUUUUUUAAAGAUUGUCUCAGAUCUUCUCUGCUUAAAUAAAUGGUUCCUGCUGCUUUUCUUCGACCGGGCCUUCUCUGUAAGCAAACGGUUUUUGGCACUUGUCAAGACCUAAGUAAUCCUCUUUAUACUAGCUUAAACAACUAUUGAACUAUUAAAUCGAAAAUAUAAACAAAUGCUGAAAUAUUUUGGAGAUGUAUUUCCUAACAUAUUGAUUAUACAAACUAAUAAAUGACAUUGGUUUAAUUUCAAA